AUGGAGAUAUAUGAAACAGAGAAGAAGUACUGUUCGAGUUUGUGGAUCCUGUUGGACCACUUUGCAGGAUCACUCAGGAGAUCUCGACUGGUAUCCGGCGAUGUCGUCAGCCUCAUGUUUUCUCCAUGUCUCGAAGAGAUCUACAAGGACCACUGCCAGUUUUUGCACCAGUUGGACAUCCAGCUGAUCAACUGGAAUCCACAUGACACUACCACCAACAACAGCGGGGUCAUAGAUAUCUUCAGAGAGUUCUUCAAAUCAUCUGAUUGUCCACUAUUGAGGCAGUAUCAAGCCUAUGUUACUGGCUUCUCUGCAUCAUUGUUGAAAAUCAGGAAGGUAAUCAAGGAAAAUGAUGACGUUGCCACGUUGUUCAAGGUGUUACAAGGUGAUGCUUGCUGUGAUAGACUGGACUUGAAUGCUUUCUUACUGACACCUGUUCAAAGGAUUCCUAGAUAUGUUUUGCUGUUUAAGCAAUUGCUAAAAUACACCGACCAAAGAUCUGAAGAAUGGACAUUGAUUAACACUUGCCUGACAGAUUUGGCUAAUUUUUUAAAUUGUUUGAACGGUUCUAUUGAGCAAUCCCUGAAGUUGGUUUCCAUCAAAUCCUCGAUGAAGCCAAAAAAAAAAUUUGGGAUUUCUUUGAAAAGCAAUGCUCAACAACAGAAUGGUGAGAAAAUGUUCAGACAGUUAUCUACUGGUCAUCAAAGGAACAACUUGCAGUAUGAGCAGCCACAGCAUAACACUCUUCCGUCAUCUUCAAACAGCCAGAAAUCAACGCCAUUGAGAAGCAAGAUGAAGCUGAACAAACAUUCAAAGAGAGAAAGUAAAGCAUAUGACAACAUGGGUCUGGUUGAUGAGGAUGUCUUAAAUGGAACUCUUGUAAGGUCGGAGCUGGAGACCGAGGCACCAGAUUGUGGUGUAGUCGAACCUUCAACUCAGACCAUUGAACUGUUUCAGAAUAUCAUCCGUUUUUCAUCAGACGACGAGGAUCAGUUGAAGAGAAGGUUUUCAACAACUUUUUCAAAGUUUGAAAAUAAGAUUACAUCAUUGGCUGCACGACGUAAGAAAAAAAGCAACAAAACUGGCCCGCUAGUUGCUUCACACAAUAUCAGCGGCUUCACUGGAAUUAAAGAUGAGAAUUCCAAUGAAAAGUUUGAUGAAGUUGUUGUAGCAAAUUUAGAUGACGUUGAUGGUGAUGUAAGAGAAGUUGAAUUGUGUCGUGAGAGAAAGGGAGAAUGUCAAAAAACUUUUGAACUUUCAGCUAAUUCCACAGCAAAGCCGGAGAGUGGAGCUAUAGUGAGGAAAAAUUCGUCUAUUGGUGGGAGAAUUUUAAAAAAGUUCAAACCAUCAUUUGAAAAGGAAAAUUCAACGUUGCAACAGCGGGAAAGUGAACAACAGCCUCAGCAACUAUUGCAACAAGCUGCAUCAGCAACAUUAUUUGCAUCCAACUAUCAAGAAACGAACACAUCAAUUCUUUCUAAAGAAUCAAUAAAACGCAAGUCCAUCAAGGAAUCAGCCGAAUUCACUGAGGAAACAGACCUCGUCCAAAUCGUGCAAAUUAUGAAGAAGUGA
This is a messenger RNA of Helobdella robusta, 1572 nucleotides long. RefSeq lists its product as hypothetical. Bases 1 to 1572 code for a protein of 523 amino acids. Gene Ontology annotation, molecular function: guanyl-nucleotide exchange factor activity. The record is from RefSeq and is a predicted model, not a curated record. Gene Ontology annotation, cellular component: cytoplasm. Lineage: Eukaryota; Metazoa; Annelida; Clitellata; Rhynchobdellida; Glossiphoniidae. The transcript is spliced from 8 exons.